Xenopus tropicalis (tropical clawed frog) is the source of this 2058-nucleotide messenger RNA. It is a transcript of the gene ncmap, whose product is annotated as non-compact myelin associated protein. Gene Ontology annotation, molecular function: structural constituent of myelin sheath. The transcript is spliced from 4 exons. Gene Ontology annotation, cellular component: paranode region of axon; Schmidt-Lanterman incisure; plasma membrane. Gene Ontology annotation, biological process: regulation of myelination. The coding region runs from base 315 to 629 and encodes 104 amino acids. Lineage: Eukaryota; Metazoa; Chordata; Amphibia; Anura; Pipidae. The record is from RefSeq and is a predicted model, not a curated record.
GGCGGGAGGGAAAGAGGCGGAGAGAGAGAAAAGUGUGUGAUUAAUACAAGAAAAGUCACAGAACACCUGAACGAGGAGUGGUGGAGCCUGAAAAACAAGAUCCUAUUAAGCAGUUUCAACAUGGCGAUGUGAUCGUCUGGAGAGGAAAAGGGACAUCAUUUGCUGCUGUCAUUGUGAGGCUGCUCCCCUGGACUUGGCAUUGAGGGAAGCACCAUGGUGAGAAGGGAAGACCUGUUCCUGAGUGGAAGGAAAGUGUCUCCCUGACUGUUGAGAGGUGUGAGUCUCAGCACGUCUGCUCUCUGUGAGGAGUUGUCAUGGCAACGACUCCUCAAUUAAUGAACACAACUGUAUCUCCAACAAAUACUACAGCAAAGUCACAAGAACAAAUUCUUUAUCAAAGUGCUGGGGCAAUAGUUGCUGCCAUUGUUAUUGGCGUAAUUAUCAUCUUUUCACUGGUUCUGGUUACCCUAAAGAUGUACAAUAGACGCACAAGGACAGAAAGGGAGCUCAAGAUGAAAAGCACCAAAACCGCAACAGCCAACCAAAGCACACGAUGUAACAGCAGCAUCACAAGUCAGCCCACAUCAAUAGCAUCAAUUCCAGCUGACAUACAGUUGGAGAAUCGGUGACAGUAGAUGUGUUUUUCACCUUGGGAAAAUCAAAUGAAAUGGUUUUAUGGUUCACAACUAAAGUUAGUUCAGGACUCUGACUUGUGAAUACCAGCAGUAUGUGACGAUGUGAGAAAACAACCAUUUCUAUUGCUUGAUGACUGUACAAUCAAUUGUGUCACAGAUAUGCAACAGCAAAUACUUAGCUGACAUUUCCUGUUGAUAUGGGGGUAACCAUGGGUGUUUGAACCCAGAAAUAUCUUAGACACACUGCCCAACUUGCACAUUCUUGGAGAGAUUUCAUUUCACAGAUACUGUAUAAAGCUCCAGUCUUUACAUGGUUUGGCUCCAUAUUUCAGUUUGGAAACAGACAAACAUUAUGGUAAGAUUUUAUAUACAGCUGAUAAACCGGUAUGCAAGCUGAUAGAUGUAGUAUUUUAUACACAGACAAGUCAGCUGUGCUGACAGUCACAUAAAUAUAUAUUAUAGAAAAAGUGGUCUGCAAAAAGGCAGCUUGGUAAAGCAUAGCCAAGAUUGUUAGCAUUACAUGCUUGCAAUGGUUAAUUCACUGUACUUUAUUGGUUUCAAGCUGUAAAAUUCAGUUGUUCAAGAAACAACCUUGUGCCGCUUUGCAGAAACUGUAUAUGUCUAUAAAGAUGUUUUCACAUGCAUUCUUCCUGUGCCAUUUUGUGACAGCAGUUGUCAACAAGUUUUAUUUGAAAUCCCACUUGAAGGUCCAAUCUUUGGCCAAGGUCCCUUUUUGAAGGUCUAACAUUUGUUAGUUAGUUCAUAAAGUGAGUAAAUAUAUAGUAAACUAGUAUAGGGAAACACCAGUGUAUUUCAUUUAGUCAUAGCUUCAAUAUCUAGAAUAGCACAUUCAUAAUUACUAUAAAUCUUACCCUAACUGACCUUUAAGUUGGGCUUUCAGAUGCAUCUACAAUUUCAUGUUUCUCACAAUAGCUAGAGAAUCUAAGGCCAGGUGUCAAAAACCCUAGCAAAAUGCACAUUGAUACCAAAUUGUCUUAAUCAGUAUCACAAAAGUUUUGUAUAUCCCAGUGACGUUACCCAAGAUAGCAAUAGGAUGCAAAGUCAUUGCAAAAAGCAAUAAUAUGCAUUUUUAUUUUCAUUAGGCUAUAAUAAUAUAUAACUUUAUGACAUAACAUUAUGAAUUCCAGAAAAAUAUUAAUUUAGUGCUUUAGAAACCUAUAAUUUGCUUUUGUAAAGAUUGGUGACGUUUUACAAAAUGGGACGGACAAUCAACCCCUCGGGGUAAUGCAUGGAAGGCCUGCUGGAUACCAAACAUAUGCAUCUCAGGAACUUUUUGCAAAGUCCGAAACACUUGGAUAUUGAUUCUCAACUGUUAAGUUAUUAGACAAUAAUGCUGCUUCCAUUUCCUUCAUUUUGUUUUUAUUUGUCAAGUUGAUUAAAAACUUUCCAUUACAAAUGACAA